AUUUGCUGUGACAGUGUGUGACAGUUUCGUAGUUAGUCGUACAUACAGUUCGUAUGGACUCAAUUUAAUAAAUAUAUAUUUAUUAAAACAUUUAUAGGAUAUAAAUCAAUAUUGUAUACAGUUUCUGCUUGUGUGAAGAAGCCGGCGAGAUGGGUUCAUUAGAUUUAGAAGAAAUAAAGCAGAAGUAUGCAGAAGUAAGACGAUUGUUAGAUGAAAAGAGCACUCUGGAUUCUAAAAACGAACCUUAUAAGAGCAAGUAUGCUGCAAUUGAUAUAUUAAACGAAAUGCAGACUCGGCUUUCUGCAUUGUUGAAUUCUGAUCUCACCGAGGAACAACGAGAUUUGAUUCUACCAAUGCUGUCCACGGUUUGGUUAGAUUUAAGCGUCACGUCCAUUGCAACUGAAGAGCUUUCAGUUGGGGAAAAAUACCUUAUGAAUUGCCUUAACAUCUUGAAAGGAAAGGAAAACAGACCAGAUACUAUUUUACAAAUGCUGGGAGUACUCAAUGAACUGGGAGUACUUUGGUCAACACGGAAUGAACCUGAAAAAGCAAAGGAAUUUUUUGAACGUGCAGAACAAAUCUACAAUGAUUACUCAAAGGAUGAAAAUUAUCGACCUCCUAUUGGUAUGGCAGAAAUAUUUGAUGUAAGCACGGAUGAUCUCAGUUCUACGAAGAUGCUCCAGAAAUUGCACACCCUGACAAUCUAUUAUCUGGCACAAGUAUAUGGAAUGCUGAACGAGCAUCUUAAGUCUGCUGUCUAUUGUCACACAACUUUAUGCCAUCAAUUAGAAAGCGAUGACUUGGAUUACGUCGAUUGGGCUUUGAAUGCUGCAACACUGUCCCAAUUUUUUAUAGAAAGAAAUUGUUUUCACCAAGGAAGGCAUCAUUUGGCUGCAGCGUCGUACAUGCUCAGUGAAUAUAAAAAGAAGUUGGCAAAUUCCGCUGGAAAAAGUGAGGAAGAGAGUAAGGCACAGGAGGAAAAUUUCAAACACAGAAGUGCCGAUGUCGCAAGAUGUUGGGCUAAGUAUGGGAUAUUAUUACUGAGUAUGUCCAGAGACAAUCUUAUGCAAAAAGCAGAAAGUGAAUCGGACAUUGAUGAAAACCAAACAUCGGAUGAAAAUACUGAUUGCUUAAAAGACUUAAAGUUCUCGAGUUUGGAAAAAAAUUUAGAAUUUAUUUCUAGUCAAAUAACUGAUAAGUAUGUGUUAGAUUUUAAUGAUGCUAGAGCAGUAUUUUUGAACGUGCAAAAAUGGUUAGAUGAGGCUAAAGAAUAUUAUUCUCUGGAGGAUCACGCGUCUGAUCAUGUUCAGAUAAUUCAAGACAUGUCUUUAGCGUACAAGCAUUUGGCAUUUUUUGAGGAAAGCGAAGACCGACAGGCUAAGAUGCACAAACGUAGAUUGGACAUCCUGGAAAACCUUGUCGAACAGCUAAAUCCGCAAUAUUAUCAAUCUGCUUGUAGGCAAAUCUGGAUCGAGAUUGGAGAUAUAUACUCCGCUAUCUUGGAUAUUAAGCUGGAUCGAUUACGGGCUACCGAUCACCCUGCGCCUGCUGCAAUAAAUAAAGUAAACCAUCUAGCAAAAAGUGCCAUCAUGUAUUUCCAAAAGUUUAUAGACUCUUUGGUGGACUUUGAUGUAUCCGACUCAAAAAAAUUCCCUGACAACUUGGUACAUUUAGGAUUAUACUCAUAUUUCUACGUCGGCAUAUUGUACAGUAAAAUCAUAACACCCGACAAGCGUAUGCAAUUAGACAACAUUAAUCAUAGUUAUAAAGCUUAUAAAUUUGUAGCAGACUAUUGCAACCAACACCCAAGUGCUAUAGAACUGGUUAAAACAGAAUACAGUGUAUGCAAAGAUAUCGUGGAAUUACUUCCCAUAAAAAUUAAUAAAUUAAAGCAGGAAGUGGACGGUUAGAAAAAGGCAUUUCAUUGCUUUUGUUGAAAACAACUUGAUUUGUACAUUCUUUCAUAUAGGACUAUUAGAUAACUUCAUAGACUAAGGUGUAGAUAAAUAAUGAAAUAGCUAUAAUGCCUGUA
Molecule: messenger RNA, 2032 nt
Organism: Orussus abietinus
Lineage: Eukaryota; Metazoa; Arthropoda; Insecta; Hymenoptera; Orussidae
Product: KIF1-binding protein homolog
Exons: 2
Coding region: 150-1910 (586 amino acids)
Molecular function (GO): protein binding
Source: RefSeq, a predicted model, not a curated record